AUGCUUAAGUUAUUCGGCCUAACGCUGUUGGUGGCGGCGGUACUAGCACGCCCCGAGCCUCCGGUUAAUACCUAUUUACCACCUACGCCCUCCGAUAGCUAUGGUGCACCGGGACAAGGCCAGAGUCAAGGCGGCAUUGGCGGCAGACCUUCGGAUGCGUAUGGGCCACCCAAUGGGCAAAAUGGAGGCGGCGGCAGCAGUCUAGGUCGUCCUUCAAGCAGCUACGGAGCACCUGGACAAGGACAGGGUGGUUUGGGUGGCAGACCUUCGGAUACUUACGGGGCUCCUAAUGCCCGAAAUGGCGGAGGAGCCGGACGUCCUUCAAGCAGCUAUGGUGCUCCUGAACAGAGUCUUGGGCAAGGUGGAGUUGGUGGCAGACCCUCGGAUACUUACGGAGCACCUAAUGGCCGAAAUGGUGGCGGUGCAGGACGUCCAUCGAGCAGUUAUGGUGCUCCUGAACAAGGUAUCGGGCAGGGUGGAGUUGCUGGCAGACCUUCUGAGACAUAUGGAGCCCCCGGUGGUCGUAAUGGCGCUGGAGCCGGACGUCCUUCGAGCAGUUAUGGAGCACCUGAACAGGGUUUGGGACAAGGUGGACCUGGUGGUAGACCUUCGGAUACUUAUGGAGCUCCUAAUGGCCGGAAUGGAGGUGGAGCCGGAGCUGGACGUCCUUCGACCAGUUAUGGUACCCCCGAACAAGGCAUCGGACAGGGUGGACUUGGUACCAGACCCUCGGACACAUAUGGGGCCCCUAAUGGACGAAAUGGUGGCAGUGCAGGACGUCCGUCGAGCAACUAUGGUGCUCCUGAACAAGGUAUCGGACAGGGUGGUGGACGUCCAUCAAACGGUCGUCCUUCAGACUCUUAUGGUCCACCCGCUUCUGGCGGCAGCGGUUCUGAUUACGAUAGUAAUGAACCAGCUAAAUACGAAUUUAAUUACCAAGUUGAGGAUGCUCCAAGUAGGCUGUCGUUCGGGCAUUCAGAGAUGCGCGAUGGUGACUUCACCACCGGCCAGUACAAUGUGCUGUUGCCCGAUGGAAGGAAGCAAAUUGUUGAGUACGAAGCCGAUCAGCAAGGAUACCGACCACAGAUACGCUACGAGGGUGAAGGCAAUGGAGAUGGUGGUCUUGGCGGUGCUGGUGGCCAGACUCUAGGUGCUGAUGGCUACUCUAGUGGACGCCCGGGUGGAGAUGAUGGUCAGGAUCUGGGACGAAAUGGCUAUUCUAAUGGACGCCCUGGUGGACAGGAUCUAGGCCAAAAUGGCUACUCAAGUGGACGCCCUGGUGGGCAGGAUCUGGGCCAAAAUGGCUACUCAAGUGGACGCCCUGGUGGGCAGGAUGCGGGCCAAAAUGGAUACUCUGGUGGCCGCCCAGGUGGGCAGGAUCUGGGCCAAAAUGGAUACUCAGGUGGACGUCCUGGUGGGCAGGAUCUGGGCCAAAAUGGAUACUCAGGUGGCCGCCCAGGUGGACAAGAACUUGGCCAAAAUGGCUACUCAGGUGGGCGCCCUGGUGGACAAGAUCUUGGCCAAAAUGGCUACUCAAAUGGUCGUCCAGGUGGACAGGAUCUUGGCCAAAAUGGCUACUCCAGCGGUCGUCCUGGAAAUGGCGGCGGCGGUGUUGGACAGGACAAUACUGAUGGUCAGGGCUACUCUAGUGGCAGACCUGGCUCAGGACGCAAUGGUAACGGCUUUGGGCCCGGCGGUCAAAAUGGCGAUAAUGAUGGAAGCGGCUAUAGAUACUAG
Molecule: messenger RNA, 1737 nt
Organism: Scaptodrosophila lebanonensis
Lineage: Eukaryota; Metazoa; Arthropoda; Insecta; Diptera; Drosophilidae
Product: pro-resilin-like
Exons: 5
Coding region: 1-1737 (578 amino acids)
Biological process (GO): positive regulation of transcription by RNA polymerase II
Cellular component (GO): RNA polymerase II transcription regulator complex; extracellular matrix
Molecular function (GO): transcription coactivator activity
Source: RefSeq, a predicted model, not a curated record